UGAUGCGUAUUGAUUCAGUAGUCUUUUUGAUUUGAGAAGUACCUGCCACAGUUUCACAAUUAUGACUACGUCAAAAGAAAGAAUUUUUCAUGUUACGGAAAUUUUGUUCCAACAGAUGAUAGCAGUCUUCGUACUUCUUGUAUUGUGGCAGUUAUUUAUAUCAAAUAGCCCUGUUAAUAGCAAAGGUACAUGGCAUAUUAUACUGUGUGUUACGGGUUUCGCUUUAUGCAUGGCAGAAGGUGUACAAAUAUUUCGGCAUGAGAGUGUCGUUACAUUUGGCAACACUAGGGAAGAAAAAAAGCUGGCUCAUAUGAUAGUUAUGGCAUUUGCUUUUGUCUGUAUAACUAUUGGCAUCUCACUAAAAAUUAGCCAGAAAGAAGAUUCCAAUCGGGCACACUUUACUUCGACACAUGGUAUUUUAGGUUUAAUUACAUGGAUAUUCAGUUUCAUCACAGCACUUGGAGGUGUAAUUACUAUGUAUUUUAGACAUUUAUUAAGUCCAAGAGUGAUAAAACUUUGCCACAUUCUUCUUGGAAUUACCACUUAUGCAUUAGGAGUCGCAACCCUCUGCUAUGGUUUACAAUAUAUGUACGGAACGGGAAGAGGUUGGGUGGCUUUGGUUGUGUUAUUGGUGGUUUAUGCAACAUACAGUUUAAUCGGACCCUUUAAAUCAAUUUACAAUUAUUUGAGGAACGAUUAGUACAUCACUGUGCAGAAAUUUGGUAUUUACGAAAAUAAUGACCGAAAACCAGAAGAUAAUAAUAUAUUUAUGUAUAUUCUGUAUAUUUAUUUGUUUUAGUGCUCGCAUUUUUUACAACUGUAAGGUGGGCGCUAUUCCAUUUGUUUUUUUACUAUAACAAUAAAACAUAGACUGAC
Messenger RNA from Diabrotica virgifera virgifera (western corn rootworm), 876 nucleotides. Its product is annotated as probable transmembrane reductase CYB561D1. The record is from RefSeq and is a predicted model, not a curated record. Gene Ontology annotation, molecular function: transmembrane monodehydroascorbate reductase activity. Lineage: Eukaryota; Metazoa; Arthropoda; Insecta; Coleoptera; Chrysomelidae. The transcript has 3 exons. Bases 62 to 700 code for a protein of 212 amino acids.